This is a messenger RNA of Helianthus annuus (common sunflower), 2032 nucleotides long. RefSeq names its product DNA-(apurinic or apyrimidinic site) endonuclease 2. Lineage: Eukaryota; Viridiplantae; Streptophyta; Magnoliopsida; Asterales; Asteraceae. The record is from RefSeq and is a predicted model, not a curated record. The transcript is spliced from 11 exons. Gene Ontology annotation, cellular component: nucleus. Gene Ontology annotation, molecular function: zinc ion binding; DNA-(apurinic or apyrimidinic site) endonuclease activity; double-stranded DNA 3'-5' DNA exonuclease activity. Gene Ontology annotation, biological process: base-excision repair. The coding region runs from base 137 to 1828 and encodes 563 amino acids.
AUUCUUCAUAUUGUUAGAUUUCCGACAACAAUGGUGGUUUCGCUCAGUUAAGGUCUUCAUAUUUGAAUCUUUCACGUUGAAGUUGCGGCCAUUGUUCUUCAAGAAGACAGCCAAGUUGGACCGGUUCAAGGUAUGAAUGAAGAUAGCAACGUAUAACGUCAAUGGCCUCAGGCCUCGAAUUUCCCAGUACGGCUCCCUCCGUAAACUCCUUGAUUCUCUCGAUUCCGACAUCAUCUGCUUGCAGGAAACGAAAUUGUCGAGGCAAGAACUGAGAGCUGAUGUGGUUUCAGCAGAUGGGUACGAGUCCUUUUUUUCUUGCACUCGUUCUAUUGAAAAGGGUCGCACAGGUUAUUCCGGUGUUGUGACAUUUUGCAAAGUGCAAUCUGCUUUUUCAAGCAAUGAGGUUGCACUGCCAGUUGAUGCAGAGGAAGGGUUUACUGGUGUUCUAGAGAAUUCUAGAGGGUUUGGAUCCAGAAAACAUGAUUUUCUGGCCCGUGCGGAUGGGCUUGAAGAAUUUGAUAGGGAUGAGCUUCUUAAGAUCGACAGUGAGGGACGGUGUAUCAUUACUGAUCAUGGUCAUUUUGUUAUUUUUAACAUUUAUGGGCCUCGAGCUGCAUGCGAUGAUGCAGAACGGAUUGAGUUCAAGCUCUCAUUCUACAAGAUACUGCAGAAACGUUGGGAGGCUCUCAUGCGUAAAGGAAGGAGAAUAAUUGUUGUUGGUGAUUUCAACAUUGCUCCUUCUUCCAUAGAUAGGUGUGAUGCAGGACCAGAUUUUGAAAAUAACGAGUUUAGAGUCUGGUUUAGAUCUUUACUAGUGGAAAGUGGAGGCUUGUUCUUUGAUGUGUUCAGAGCAAAACAUCCCGAAAGAACAGAAGCCUAUACUUGCUGGUCCACCAACACAGGUGGCGAGAUAUUCAAUUUUGGAUCUAGGAUUGACCAUAUUAUAACCGCUGGAUCAUGCUUGCAUGAAAAUAUUGACCCGGAAGGUCAUAACUUCUUUUCAUGCCAUGUUAAAGACUGCGACAUAUUAACACAAUUUAAACGUUGUAAACCUGGGACCAUGCCAAGUUACCGAUGGAAAGGAGGGAAAAAUAUUAAGAUGGAAGGCUCAGAUCAUGCGCCCGUUUUCAUGAGUUUAACGGACAUUCCCGACAUUCAUCAGCAUAAUACUCCGUCUUUGUCCAUUAGAUACUGUCCUCAGGUUCGAGGAUGUCAGCAAACUCUUGUGUCUAUGUUAUCAAGAAGUAAAUCAACAGAGGAAACUAAAGUCGAUGAACAGUCUGUCGCUUCUCUUGAUGAAGAAAUUAAAGUACAAAACCAUGAGCUACGUGUUAAAAGUCCGAUUCUUAACCGUACAGAAAUGAAGAAGAAGUUGAAAAAAAGCCAAUCGUCACAGCUCUCGCUUAAGUCCUUUUUCCAAAGUAGUUCAACAGCCAAUAAAGAAGUUAAGAGCAUGACUGCUGAGUUGUCGGUUGACCAUACAAGUGAUUCGGUUGAAGGAUCUGAAACUGAAGUUCUGAAGUUUACUACCAAAGGUGAACCUGACGAGUCUCGGUGUGAAUCAGAUGCCUGUAAUUCUUCACAAACUGAUAAAAGUCAAAGCGCUCAAUUAGAGUGGCAAAGAAUUCAACAGUUUAUGCAGAGUAGCAUUCCUGUAUGCAAGGGCCAUGGUGAACAAUGCGUUUCACGGGUUGUGAAGAAAGCGGGGCCUACUUUUGGUCGCCGUUUUUAUGUUUGUGCUCGUGCAGAGGGGCCUGCAUCAAAUCCUGAAGCAAAUUGUGGCUACUUUAAGUGGGCUGAUUCGAGAUCUAAGCGGAAACAGGGCUGAAAUAGAAGUUAGAACUGCAUGAGUUUAGAGUUUAGACAGCUGAGUGUAGGCCAAAUCUGAUAAAUUCUAGCAUUGUCAUACCUCUGUUUUCAGUGCUGGUAGUGGUAUAGAAAGCAUUUUCUAAAUUUGCUUCACUUUGUCCACAUCUGAUUUUGAAAUGGUAAAAACAAAAGAAUGACAUGGAUUUUCAGUCAUUUGUCAAAA